CCAAUUCUCACUGCGCAUGAGCGGCGUUCAGCGGUGCGCUGUGUCCGUCGGAUACAGCGGAUCACCAAUCAUGGAAAGAGCCGAAGAUGUCGGCUCGGUCAUGUGACCAAUCACAGCUGAUCACUGAUCAUCAGGGCACUGAUGAUCAGUGUGCCCUGGUGAUCAGUGUAGCCCCAGCAGUGCCACCUGUCAGUGUCCAUCAGUGCCUUAUGUCAGUGCUCAUCAGUGCCUUGUGCCAGUGCCCAUCAGUACCACAUCAAUGCCACAUCUCAGUGCCCACCAGUGCACAUCAAUGCCACAUAUCAGUGCCCACCUGAGCUGCCUUUCAGUGUCACCCAUCAGUGCCAGUCAGUUCCACCUAUCAAUGCCAAUCAGUGCCACCUAUCAGUGCUGCCAAUCAGUGCCACCUAUCAGUGCCAGUCAGUGCCGCCUAUCAGUGCCAGUCAGUGCUGCCUAUCAGUGCACACCAGUGCCGCCUAUCAGUGCCU
Molecule: messenger RNA, 488 nt
Organism: Staurois parvus
Lineage: Eukaryota; Metazoa; Chordata; Amphibia; Anura; Ranidae
Source: the annotation of a GenBank genome assembly